AUGAAAUAGAACUAAUUGCGAUUACUAACAAAAUCUAUGUACUACUUACGACUGAUAUACCCAUUACUCCAUUAGAGAGAGAUGAGUGGAGCAGGUGUUCCAGACUUCUUCUACAGAGAAGCUCAACGACUUGGUUAUGUUGCUCGUUCUGCCUUCAAGUUAUUGCAGUUGCAAGAGAAAUACAAAUUGAUAAAACCAGGCUCAUCUGUGCUUGAUUUGGGCUGUGCUCCUGGCGCAUGGCUUCAGGUAGCUUGCCAGAGCUUGGGUCCUUCUAAAAAUGGUGGGGAUGUUGUGGGUAUUGACUUAAAGAAGGUGAAAGUUCCUUCUACUCAUUGUGAUGCUAGGGUUCAAACAGUGUGUGCUAAUGUUAUGAACCUUCCAAGGGACCAAAUUAGGUCACUGUCUACUAAGAAAGGAUUUUCUGUGAUUCUAUCAGACAUGUGCCCCUUAGUAUCUGGAAUCAAAACGAAAGAUGCAGCCUUAUCGGCUGAGUUAGGCAUGCGAGCCCUUGACCUGGCUGUAGGAAGUUCUGCUCUUGCUCAAGGAGAUGCUGAGCCUGAGACGAAAGAAGAGGCAGAGGCUGAUGACAAGGGCAUAUUGCUUCCUGGGGGAAACCUUGUCAUCAAACUUUUGGAGAGUGAAGAUAUGCAAGAAUUUAAUCAAGUUUGUAAACCACUUUUCAAGAAGGCAUCAUGGCUGAGACCCAAAGCUACAAGAUCAUCUUCACGAGAAAUAUAUUUGAUUUGUCAAGGCCUGCGUCCAUGAGUUAGCUAAUGAUAACUGUGUUCCAGCAAACGGGUAAAAGGGGGU
Beta vulgaris subsp. vulgaris (sugar beet) is the source of this 810-nucleotide messenger RNA. RefSeq lists its product as uncharacterized. The coding region runs from base 82 to 765 and encodes 227 amino acids. The record is from RefSeq and is a predicted model, not a curated record. Lineage: Eukaryota; Viridiplantae; Streptophyta; Magnoliopsida; Caryophyllales; Amaranthaceae. The transcript has 6 exons. Gene Ontology annotation, molecular function: rRNA (uridine-2'-O-ribose)-methyltransferase activity. Gene Ontology annotation, biological process: RNA methylation.